AUUGCAUCAAAUAUCCAACUCCAACAUUUCGUAUAUCCCUCGACUUUUGGUGUUCUCUGAUCAUCCAGUUUCUUGAUCAGUAAAUGAUAUCCAACAAUUGCUUUUCUCUUUCAGUAAUGAUUGUGGGGUGGAUUCUAUUUCAUGUCAAGAUCAUCCAAUAAAGUUUGAUUCUUGACGAAGUGCCUUCAAUUUCCACUUAUGCAGUUCUGAAUUCUCAAAACUUUGAUUGAACUUAUGUCUUUAAUGAUGUUUCCCAAUCGAUGUUCGUUUCUGUAAUUUGAAGUUUCCCCUUUGCUUGUGCUACUGUAUUUGUGCCCUUUUUGCAGUCGAAGUUUGUGUGAUGGGGGGGAGUGCAGUUGAUGAUGAUUGGGAGUUUACUUCACCUUCGAGGGAGGUUAGAACUGUUGUUUUAGUUGGACGAACGGGCAAUGGGAAGAGUGCCACAGGCAAUAGUAUACUUAGAAAACGGGCGUUCAAGUCAAUGUCCAGCUCUGCUGGAGUUACAAGCACUUGUGAGCUACAGAGGACUGUCCUCGAAGAUGGCCAGAGUCUUAACGUGAUUGACACUCCAGGACUGUUUGAUUUUUCUGCUGAACCUGAGUUUAUCGGCAAGGAGAUUGUUAAAUGCAUCAAUAUGGCGAAGGAUGGUAUUCAUGCUCUCCUUGUCGUCCUGUCUGUUAGGUCUCGCUUUUCAAGAGAAGAAGCUGCUGCUGUUGAGAGCUUGAGGAAAUUCUUUGGCAGCAAGAUUAGUGAUUACAUGGUUGUAGUUUUCACUGGUGGUGAUGACCUUGAAGAAAAUGAGGAGAGUCUCGAUGACUACUUGGGUCGUGAUUGCCCUGAGCCUUUGAGGGAAAUUCUCAAAAUGUGCGGGAAUAGGUGUGUUCUCUUUGAUAACAAGACAAAAGAGGCAGCCAAGAAAGAUGAUCAACUAAAGCAACUUCUGUCGCUCGUAGAUAAGGUUAUCGAAAGAAAUGGUGGGAGACCUUACACAGAUGAUGUAUUUCUUGAACUGAAGAAAGGAGCAAACAAGCUACGCGAUCAAACUGCUAUAGUCAAUUCUGUAGAGGGAUAUACCAAACAACAGAUUUCUGAAUUGACGGAGCAGUUCCACGAGGCCUACGAGGAGCAACUGAAGCGAAUAACUGAGAUGGUUGAGUCCAAGCUCAAGGAGACCACACAUAGGCUUGAACAACAACUGGCGGAGGAGCAAAAUGCUCGGCUGAAGGCAGAAGAAAUUGCGCAAGAAGCUCAGAUGAAAUCGAGUCAUGAGAUACGCAAGCUGAGAGAGCACUUAGAGAGAGCUCAGAAGGAGACCGAGGAGCUGCGAAAGCAAGCUCAGAGCAGCGGAUGCGCCAUUUUGUGAUCACCGCACACUAAUAGGUGAAAUGUGUAAUCUUUUCACUUACCUACCUUCUUAUAAACCUUAAGUUAUCAGUAGCUCUCGUUUUCACACUCUUUUGUGUGGAAAGGUACUUGAAUUGGUGUUUUCUUGAAUUCAAUAUCUAUUCUAUACUUUUAUGUUCACAUAUAA
Salvia splendens (bonfire salvia) is the source of this 1531-nucleotide messenger RNA. Its product is annotated as immune-associated nucleotide-binding protein 9. The coding region runs from base 341 to 1363 and encodes 340 amino acids. Gene Ontology annotation, molecular function: GTP binding. The transcript has 6 exons. NCBI's taxonomy places the organism in Eukaryota, Viridiplantae, Streptophyta, Magnoliopsida, Lamiales, Lamiaceae. The record is from RefSeq and is a predicted model, not a curated record.